This is a messenger RNA of Sitodiplosis mosellana (orange wheat blossom midge), 2278 nucleotides long. Its product is annotated as UDP-glucosyltransferase 2-like. Lineage: Eukaryota; Metazoa; Arthropoda; Insecta; Diptera; Cecidomyiidae. The transcript is spliced from 3 exons. Bases 29 to 1609 code for a protein of 526 amino acids. The record is from RefSeq and is a predicted model, not a curated record. Gene Ontology annotation, molecular function: UDP-glycosyltransferase activity.
GGCAGAGUAUUGAUUCAAUGUAGAAGACAUGGUUCUAAAAGUGUUGUUCGUUUUGAUCUUUUUGUGGGGAGGUGUGAAUACUUACAGGAUACUGGUCGCAUUACCAUACAUUGGAAGGUCUCAUUAUAGAUUCGGAAGUGCAUUAUCACAGGGUUUAGCAGCUGCUGGCCAUGAAGUAACGGUAAUUUCUCCGUACAAAGAGCUAAAUCCAAUGCCAAAUUACCAUCAAGUCUAUCUUGAGCACACUGAAAAAAGAGUUAGCGCCUUGCAAAGUGAAUAUACAAAGCUGAAUUUUGCUACCCUGUCGUCUCGUGCACUGUUCAAGGCUUUGACAGCGCUUCGGAAAGAAACUAGCGGUUCAAUAACGAAUAGUCAAAAUUUUCAACGUUUCCUCCAAAAUAAGACCAGAUUCGAUGUGAUUUUGAUCGAAACAAUUUAUAGCGAAGAGCUGCUGGUACUUGGAUAUCAUUUUAAUGCACCCAUCAUUUCAAUUUCGCCUGUGUUUGAUUCAACGGAAAUGUACAGCUUCACAGCCAUUCCAUCCAUGAAAUCGUUCACUCCAAAUAUAUUUAACAGUUACACCGAACAGAUGAACUUUUGGCAACGGCUUCACAACAUGCUCACUUAUUUCGUCGUUCAUUAUGUGUCCAGAAUGUUUAUGUGGGCUGAAUGGCAAGCGAAUUGUGAAUUAAUGUUUCCGAACACAAAAAAUAUUCCACCACUUCAAGUGCUCAAAGGCGAUAUUUCGAUGAUUUUACUGAAUUCACAUCCAAGUCUGACGGGAUCACGGCUAUUAUCGCCGAAUAUCAUUGAAGUCGGUGGACUUGCCAUACAACCCGAUGAAGUUCAGCCACUACCAUCGGAUCUACAAAUAUUUUUGGAUGAAGCCAAUUUUGGAGCGAUUUUCUUUUCCCUCGGAACAGUUGUUGACGAUACACAAAUCAUGACCGAAGCAAACAUGGCAUUUUUGGGCGCAAUGGCAGAGUUAUCAAAUAUAAAAUUCCUUGUGAAAGGUAACGAGAUGUCGAAGCUAGCUCAAAAUAUACCAAAUGUCCUAGUUCGAUCGUGGUUUCCGCAAAAGGCAAUUUUGAAGCAUCGUAAUCUCCGUUGCUUCAUCACACAUGGUGGACUCAACAGUAUUCAAGAGAGUAUUUAUUACAGUAAGCCGAUCAUUGUCAUUCCGUUUUAUUUUGACCAAUUCGUAAAUGCACGAUGGGCACACGAAAAUGGCUAUGGAAUUGAGCUGCCAUUCAGUGAAAUGACAAAGACUAAGCUUAAGUCGUCUAUUGAACGGGUAUUGCAUGAUUCAAGUUACACCAUUCAAGCGCAUAUCACUUCGGAACGAUUCCGAGAUCGAAUCGUUGGACCUAUGGAAACGGCCAUUUAUUGGACCGAAUAUCUUGCUGAAACCAAAGGCGCACCACAUUUGCAUAGCGAUGCAACCCAUUUUGCAACCUAUCUGUUCUACAAUUUGGAUGUUUGGGCAUUUUUCUUUACAAUUAUUCUAAGUAUAGGAUUUAUUCUAUUAUUCGUUGCGUGGAAAAUUUUAGCAACCAUUAUUUCAUUCAUAAAAUUGAGAAGUAGGCGUGCUAAAGUAAAGUUGCCAUAGAAACGAAAAAUAAUAGUUUACAAUUUCGUAUGAAAUAAUCAAAUUCAAAGAGGAUUUUCAUUGCUCGACAGCUCAACAAUUUUUUUUUCAUUCAUUAAUUCAACGUUAAUUAUCCGGACUUUCUUCCUUUCUAUCGAUAUCACAUUUCAAUGAAUGAAAUGAAAUCCGACACCUCAAUGACAAUGAAUGAAUACCGUAAUCAGUGUUUUAAGCCCAAACAAUGAAUGGAAACUCCGCCAAAGCUUAUCAACAAAUAAAGUAAUGAUUUAGUCGCGCAUUUCAUCCAAAAAAAUGGAGAAGAAACAUUUUUUUUCCCUAUAACUUUUAAGAAUAAUUUGCGGAGAAAAGCGUUUCGCCUUGUUCCAUUGAGAAAUCAGUAUCGUUGCACACUUUUUUCUGCUGCUGUUCAUUUCUGCUAUUUGCUGUGCUUGUCAUUUAUUCGAUUGGUUCACAUGUCAUGUGAAAUUCUCUUGGGGAUGGGGAUUGGUUAAAGUGAGUCUUGACUUUUCUGAUUCGAAGAAGUUGCCUGAUUGUCGAAAAUGAAACGAGAAAAACAUUUUGAAACUUUAUCCUAAUGGAUGCGGAGGUUUUAGGUAAUGCAAAAUCAUUGCGGGCGUUCUGAAGUGAUGCAAAACAAUUGAUUAACAAGAAAGUCAUCAUCUUCAUCAG